This is a messenger RNA of Vigna umbellata (rice bean), 1071 nucleotides long. RefSeq names its product NADPH-dependent aldehyde reductase-like protein, chloroplastic. The record is from RefSeq and is a predicted model, not a curated record. Gene Ontology annotation, molecular function: oxidoreductase activity. NCBI's taxonomy places the organism in Eukaryota, Viridiplantae, Streptophyta, Magnoliopsida, Fabales, Fabaceae.
AGCAAGGCUUUGGGAAGGUUGACAGCCCUUUCACUAUAAUCAGUCCUAGUUAAAUCAGAGAACCCUUGUUUAGCUAAUUCUUGAAGAAGUAAAUGGCCACCGCUUCCCAAGCUCAACCCCAACCACUUCCUCUUCAAGACCGAGUCGCAAUCGUCACUGGCUCCUCGCGCGGAAUCGGCCGCGAAAUCGCGAUUCACCUCGCUUCACUCGGUGCGCGAAUCGUCAUCAAUUACACCUCCAACUCGUCCCAAGCCGAGUCAGUUGCCGCUCAAAUCAACGCCAACUCCGCCACGCCGCGGGCCGUCGUGGUCAAGGCUGACGUGUCCGAACCGAGCCAAGUCAAGUCCCUCUUUGACUCUGCCGAGCGCGCCUUUGACUCGCCGAUCCACAUCCUGGUCAACUCGGCAGGCGUUCUCGACGGCACGUACCCCUCCAUUGGGAACACCACCAUGGAGUCCUUCGACCACACCUUCGCGGUGAACACGCGCGGUGCGUUUGUGUGCGCGAGGGAGGCGACGAACCGGUUGAAGCGAGGCGGCGGGGGGCGGAUCAUUCUGGUGACGUCGUCGCAGGUGGCGGCGCUGCGGCCGGGGUUCGGUGUUUACGCUGCGUCGAAGGCUGCGGUGGAGGCGAUGGUGAAGGUUCUGGCGAAGGAACUGAAGGGAACGCAGAUCACGGCGAACUGCGUGGCGCCGGGGCCCAUCGCAACGGAGAUGUUCUUUGAGGGGAAGUCGGAGGAGACUGUGAAUAGGAUCGUGCAAGAGAGUCCUUUGGGGAGGCUGGGUGAGACCAAAGACGUGGCUCCUGUUGUGGGGUUCUUGGCCACUGAUGCUGCCGAAUGGGUCAACGGUCAAAUUGUUCGUGUCAAUGGCGGUUAUAUUUAAUCGACCUCCACUGUUUGAACUGAAUAAGAUGGAAAUAACAUGCCAGAGUUCACACACUCGUAUGUAUAAGUUUCCACUGAAUGAGUAUAAUCUCCCAAUUUCAUCAAUCAUAUCUGUUUUCCUUUUCUUGUGUUAGUUUUAUCUAUACUUACUCAAAAGUUGGAAGAUCCAUUCGCUAGUAAACUUU